Plutella xylostella (diamondback moth) is the source of this 3289-nucleotide messenger RNA. NCBI's taxonomy places the organism in Eukaryota, Metazoa, Arthropoda, Insecta, Lepidoptera, Plutellidae. The record is from RefSeq and is a predicted model, not a curated record.
ACAGUGACUUUCGAAAGUCGAUGUCGCAGUCGCAGCAUUGUAUUUUUCAGUUGCCAAAAAUAUCUAACAAUCAACGGCGAAAAUGGACGUGGUGAAGAAAUUGGUGGCUUUUAUCGUUACUUUGGCUUAUUUAUCAUCAGCUAUUGCUGAGGAUAUCUGCGUGCAGAAAGGCCCAUGCUCUUGUGUGUUUUCAAAUGGGACCGGUAUUGACCUCUCCGCUGCGGUAAAGCCAACUUUUUACCAGGUGCAGACCUACGAGAGUCGGAAGAAUGGGACACAAUUCGAGCUCCAGACUUAUUACUUCCAUCCCUGCUUCGACGUGGAUCCUAAAGUGAACUCCACCAAGGAAGGGGACACUUGCGGGAAACCUUUGUCUAUAUGCCGUCAUGUGAACACGAUGGAUUUAAUUAAUGCCACCACUGAUACCUUUAAAAUAGACACUGGUGCUUACAACUACUUGGGUAGCACAAAUUUCACAAAGUUUACAUCUGAUGGCCGAUCCAUAGUAUAUGCCAAUGGACCCUCUAACUUGGCAAAAGAAACAAUCGUACUACUCGUAUGUGCUGAGACCGAGAGCAAUCUACAGGUGGUCUCUCUGAAAGAACCGGAUCAAAUUGUGCUCCAGUUCUACUCCCCUGAAGCGUGCCUGAGACAAGUGGAAGAGUUUGGGCGGUCGUUCGGCUCCACUCUCUGCAUCAUAUUCUUCUCGUGCGUGAUCUUCUACCUGGUGGUGGGCGUGCUCACGAGGAAGUUCCUGAUGGGAGCCACCGGCCUCGAGGUGGUGCCCAACUUGGCGUUCUGGACGGAACUGCCCAAUCUUGUGCGGGACGGCUGGUUGUUCGCGAUCAACGGCUUCAAGCUCCCAACCCGAGGCCCAGGCCCCGUCACCACCCCUGACCCUAACGGAUACGACAGCAUAUAACAGAGAAACGAACCCCACGACAUAGAGGGUCAACUAGUGUUCCUGCAGUAACACGGUGAAUGCACCUUCUGGACUUAUACACGUUCUAAUAAUCUAAAGCCCCUUUUUUAUCUCAGAUACUAAAUUGAAAUCGUAUACCGUUUCUGAACGGCCCAUCUACAAAUAUUGUCAUGUCGGCCAUUAUACAUUCAAUUGUCCCGCUGAUAGAACGAUAAUUCACUUGAUCGCGGGACAAUUGACUGUUGAUGAACCGUUCAGUAUCUGUCAAUUUAGUGUCCGAGAUUAAAAAACAAACUUUAGCAACAUGGUAAUGUGUCUUCUGGAGUUAUGUAUGUUGUAAGGAUUAUGGAGGAGGUUAGGAAAAGUGAUUUGAUGCAGCUGAAUUAAUUGUUUGUUAUAUUGUAGGUAAAUAGUGGAUGUGAUUCUGAAAGCACGAGUUUUAAAUUUAGCAAUGUUAAAACCAAAAUGGUUGGUAGAAAAAUGUACGCAGCAGCUUGUUUUUCGAAUAUUACGCAGCUAACCAGGGAAUCAUUCUAACAGUGCUAAAUUGAAAUCUGGUGUCUUCAGUAUCGCUACCAUUGUAAUCUUUAACGUGAAUGCUAUUGAUAUUUCAGUAUAUCUUUCUCAUUCGUUGUGACUAUUGGUUGCUAUUGUUUGUUUAGUUUGCAUGAAUAUUAUGGGUAAGUACAGCUUUACCCAAAAUUUCAAUAAGUAGCGGUUUUUUUAAAUAUUGGACGCUUUAAUCUCAGCCAAACCGUUGCUACUACCAAAUGUAGUAGAUAUUGAUAUAUAUAGUUCUAACAAUUUUUACUUUAGUGGAUGAUAUUCUAAUUAGCCACUAAUAACUGUAAUUAACAAUUUGCCUAUUACUGCUGCACUGCUACAUAUAAGAAAAAUAUAUAAAGCUUGUGUUACACUAAGUAUAAGUUAUAAUCACUAUACAGUCACUCCGUAUUAUAACAAUAUUUGGUGGCCCCUGUUUCAAAUUCAUAAAUGUUGUGAGUAGAAAAAGUGUUUGCAAACUUUACAUAGGAAUUUUGACAUUAAAUCCAUAAAAUACCCUCUGUUUACUUAGGUUUUCUCCUAGUACAGCUCAUAUGCUUGAAAAAGUUGUUCAAUCAAAAAUAUAAAUGUUGCUUAUGAAAAGUGUUAUUUUGAAAACGAGAGAUAUUCAUGUUCUAUAGCUGCUUUAGGAUUUCCCAGUUUUUAAACAUGGAUGAUUCAACUUUUUUAUUGGCAUGCGUUUAUAUGAAUAUAUGUAUGUGAUAAUGAGUGUUAGAUAAUAUAUUGCUAUCAUUUCCACUUCGUCAUCUCAUAUAUCAUCUAACUUGCCAUCAAGAUCAAAGAUUAUGUUAGUGUUUAUGAGUAUGUUAUUAUUUUAAUGUUUGCAAGUAUAUGUGUAAUCAUCUAAUCAUCACUAAUCGUUGUUAUAAACUAAAGUUGGGUUCGGUCAAAUAAAGUAUGCGACACUUUAUUUCCAAGUUUAGAAAUGAAUGUGCCAAUUUUUACUUACUUAUUAACAAAUUAUAAAUGCACAGUUGCAAUCCUUAUAAAUGUUUAUCGUUUUGUUUUAAAUAGUAGACUCUGGUCAGUAGUGUUACCUUUAGUUCAGUGGUACCUUUAAAUUUAACAUAUCCGCAACAAAAGCCUGUUUCACUAUGUUUCACGUCUCUUUGAAUCUAUUUUCUAGACAGUGACAAAUCGUAUUCCUCACAUAGGUAAUCUUUGUAGACAUUUUGAUAUAAGCAGUAAAUAUUUCAUACAAGAACUGGCUAUGUUUUUUCAUUUUCGAUAUAUAUCACUGAAUGAGAUAUUUUGUAAAUAUGGAUGUUACAUAAUUAUUAAAAUUAUAAAUGAUUGUAAUGCUAAGGCUUAUAGGAUAGCUUGGUUAAGUAUGGAAAGGAUAUUAACUUCUUAAAGCCAUUUAAACCUAAUAUUUUGUGGGGUAUGUAUUGUAUUAUGUAUAAAAAUUAUCGUAAUGUAGGAUUGGGUCUCAUUUAACCAACUAAAUAUUUUGAGAACCCUUUCACAUCGAUACUGAAAAAGGUUUAUAAAAAUAUAAUGUACCACAGUGUUUGGUAUAAGUAUGGCGGUAUAAGCCGUAUUAUAGAAAUAACUUUCGGUACGUACAGUCAGCUGCAUAAGUAGCUAUACACUUUUGUACAUUGUCCAUCUGAAACCGCCUAUCAUUCAUUGCAAUAUUGGCGGUUCGUCACGUCAGUUUGACAAGGUACAGAAGUGUACUACAAGUGUACUGUAAUAGAAGAAAAGAAAAGGAAACUAUAUAUUUAUAUAAAAUUUGUGAACUUGUAGCCAUCAACUGAAAAAAUUAUAUUACUAUAUCACUGUUUAAAUCCAAUAUUCCGU